Messenger RNA from Hippoglossus stenolepis (Pacific halibut), 2313 nucleotides. RefSeq names its product serrate RNA effector molecule homolog. NCBI's taxonomy places the organism in Eukaryota, Metazoa, Chordata, Actinopteri, Pleuronectiformes, Pleuronectidae. Gene Ontology annotation, cellular component: nuclear body. The record is from RefSeq and is a predicted model, not a curated record. Gene Ontology annotation, biological process: primary miRNA processing; mRNA processing.
CGCUUGGUGGCGGUCAUGCUCCGUUUUGAUAUCAACUUUCCGCUGUGCGACGCCGAGAAAGAAGCGUGUUCGGCGAAGAAGAGCUAGACGAGACUCGAACAAGCUGAGGAAUCAUUUCAUAAGAUGGGGGACAGUGAUGAUGAGUACGACCGCAGGAGAAGGGACAAAUUCAGACGGGAGAGAAGUGACUAUGACCGAUCGAGAGAGCGAGAAGACAGACGCAGAGAUGACUGGAAUGACAGGGAGUGGGACAGAGGCAGGGAACGGCGUAGUCGUGGAGAGUACCGGGAUUACGACAGAGGUCGUAGGGAGAGAUUCUCACCACCUAGACAUGACAUGAGUCCCCAGCAGAAACGCAUGAGAAGAGAUUGGGAUGACCAUGGUGGAGACCCCUACCGUGGGGGAUAUGACAUGGGUUAUGGUGGUGGUGGUGGAGGAGGGCCCAGCUAUGGACCACCCCAGCACUGGGGCCACCCUGAUUUGCACAUAAUGCAGCCUCAUCAUGGUAUCCCCAUUCAGGCAAGGCUUGGUAACAUCCAUGACAUGGAUUUGGGUCCUCCACCUCCACUAAUGAAGAGCUUUAAGGAGUUUCUUAUUUCCCUGGAUGAUUCUGUUGAUGAGACUGAGGCUGUCAAACGCUACAAUGAGUACAAGGUGGACUUUCGCAGACAGCAGAUGCAGGAUUUCUUCUUGGCUCAUAAAGAUGAAGAGUGGUUCAGGUCCAAGUACCACCCGGAUGAGGCCAGCCGACUUAAAGCAGAGGCCCAGAGCGCCCUGCACAACCGUGUGAAUGUCUUCACGUUCCUGAUGGAGAAUGAAUGGUUUGAUAAUGUCUCUCUGGACAUUGAACAGACCCCAGCCAUCAUCAAAGUUCUGGAUGCAGCUGUGAUAAAGAUGGAAGGAGGGACGGAUCAUGACCUUCGCAUCUUGGACAUGCCAGCUGAAGAGGAAGAAAGCAGGGAGAAGCCAAUAUCUGUUUCAGUGGGUUCUGAACCUCCCAAGAGAGAAGACCUCAAAACCUUGGACGCUGACCGGAAACCUUCGGUAGAGAAAGACAAGAAUGAGAAGGAGGAGAGCAAUUCUGCCAACACAGAAAAUGUGGCUGCAGCAGAAGGAGAGGAUGUGAAAGAGGAGACAGAGAAAGAAGUUGCCAAAGAAGAAAUACCUGAAACCAAGAAGCAGAGAAGAAAGAGGAAGCGCAGUGGAGACAGUGAUGAAGGCAGUGCCUCAGAGAGCGACUCUGACUCUGAUUCAGACUCCAACUCCAACUCCUCAGACAAACCUGUGAAGAAGGAAGAGGUGGAAGACAAGGAUGAGGAGGAAGAGGAAGGCGAAGAGGAGAAACAAAAGGAGAACUCCGAAGAGGAGAAGAAAGAAGAAACGAAACCCAAAGACGACUCACCCAGACCUCGGCCUCUCCACCGUACCUGCUCUCUGUUCAUGAGGAGCAUCGCUCCCACCAUUUCCAAGGCUGAGAUCAUUGCUCUUUGCCGGAGAUACCCUGGCUUUCUGCGUGUUUGCUUGUCUGACCCACACCCAGAGCGCAGGUUUUUCAGACGUUGCUGGGUAACAUUUGACCGUAGUGUCAAUAUCAAAGAGGUCUGCUGGAACCUUCAGAACAUUCGACUGCGAGACUGUGAACUGGCACCAGGGGUGAACAGGGACCUGGCCCGGAGAGUGCGCAAUGUAAAUGGCAUCACUCAGCACAAGCAGGUGCUCCGCAAUGACAUCAAGCUGGCUGCCAAGCUCAUUCAUGCUUUGGACGAGAAAGGAGACCUGUGGAGCAACAAGCCCCAGGAGGAGGUGCAGAGCACUGAGUUGCCAGCUCAGAAUCCCAUCUUGAAGAAUAUCACAGACUACCUAAUAGAGGAGGUGAGUGCUGAGGAGGAGGAGCUGCUGGGCUCUGGGAGCGGGAUGGAUCCUGAGGAGAGCACCAAGGAAGGAAACCCUGCAGAGACCACUGUGGAGAGGGAUGAGAAACUAGCCAAGGUUUUGGACCAUCUGAUCUUGUAUCUGCGUGUUGUGCAUUCAAUUGACUACUAUAACACCUGUGAAUACCCGAGUGAGGAUGAAAUGCCCAAUCGCUGUGGAAUGAUCCAUGUUCGUGGACCCAUUCCUCCAAACCGCAUCACACACGGAGAAGUGCAACAGUGGCAGAAGAUGAUUGAGGAGAAGCUUAGUCCUUUGUUCAGUUUAAAGGAAAUUCUGUCUGAGGAUGAGGCGGGGAAGAUGGGCCGCAAGGAUCCAGAGGAGGAGGUGGAGAAGUUUGUGUUGGCCCAGCAUGAGCUGAGAGACAAAUGGCUGUGUCACUGA